AUGAAGAAGAUGUUCUCCUGUUCCACCUCGCAGGUCGCGGUCGAGAGCUGGAACAAACACGACCAGAAGCUUUUCGAAGCCGUCGAGAAGGGGGACGUGGGCCGAGUUGCCGUCCUGGCUUCCAGAAAGACCGCGAGACCCACCAAGCUCAACGCCCUUGGCCAAUCUGCGUUCCAUCUGGCAGCUUCCAAAGGGCUCACCGAAUGCCUGACCAUCCUGCUGUCUCAUGGGGCCGAAGUCAAUGAGAAGAAUGACGACGGCAGCACGGCGUUGCACCUGGCCACCAUCGCCUGCCAGCCCCAGUGCGUCAAGGUUCUGCUGCAGCACGGCGCCAACGAGGACUGCGUGGAUGGGGAGAACCGCACCCCCCUACACUGGGCCGCCUCGUCAGGGUGUGCAUCCAGCGUCUUGCUCCUGUGCGACCAGGAGGCCUUCCUGGAUGUCACCGAUAACAAUGGACGCACACCCCUGAUGAUAGCGGCCGUGGGGAACCACCCCGCCAUCUGCUGCCAGCUGCUCCAGAGAGGGGCCAGCGGCGACCUCACCGACAAGGACCAGAAGACUGCUCUGAUCCUGGCCUGUGAGAACUCCAGUGUGGAGUCAGCCGAGCUGCUGGUAAGCAGCGGGGUGGACCUCAGCAUGGUGGACAGGAUGGGCCACGACGCCCUGCACUACGCCCUGCAGUCCCAGAGCCGCCCGCUGAGGAGGCUGCUGCGUAGUGCCCUGAAGAAGAGGAAGAGAAGAGAGCACGGACCUGGCCGUCAAACAGGAGCCACUGCACAGGUGACCGCCGAACCACUGGAGCGCAGCAGCAGCAGCACAACCUUGCAGAGCGAGGGAGGCGGAGCCACCGACGGGGAUGAAGAGGAUCUCGACGCCGAGGAGUGGAGGUGUCGGUACGAAGACGAGCAGACGAAGGUCCUGCAGCUGGAGGAGCAGCUAGUGAGGAAGGCGAAGGAGUGUGAUGCCCUGGUGGAAGGGUGCAAGGUGAUGAAGGAGAGGAUCUGGGACCAGGUGCAGGAGAUAAGCCAGCUGUUGCCGGAGAGGGCAGAUGAGGGCAGGCGGGUGCUGAGCCGCCGGUACAGCCGGGACACCACAGAAGAGGACUAUUACCUGAACCUUUUGGCUGAACAAGUGCAAGAGCUGAAGAAGAGACAGCAAGAGGCAGGGAGAGGAGGAGGCCAGAACGUAGCAGUGAAGGAAGAGAGGAUACAGUGGCCGGGGGAGGAGGAAGAGGAGGAGAAGAGACACCACCAGGAGGAGCUGCAGCGGCUCCAGGCCGAAGUGGCCACGGCCUUGGAGGGGAAGGAGAGCGCGACGAAGAGGGUGGUGGAGAUCGAAGGCCAUCUGGAGAACAUGAGGGCGGUGAUCGCCGUCUACGAGGCCAAGAAGCGGGCCCAUGGUGAGGCACUGGAGCAGCUUCAGGCUCGUGUCGCUGAGCUUGAUGGCGACAACCAACGGCUACGCGGGCUGCUGGGAAAGCAGCAGGGAGAAAGCCAGAAGGCGGGAAGGCAGGAGGUGGAUCAGAGAGGGCCCAGAGCCGCUCUCUGUGCUGAGCUAGGCCAGUUCCUGUCAUGGAUGAGGGAGGCGGCUGCCAGAGCACAGGAGGAGAAGGCCACGGUCCUCGCUGAAAACGAGGCUCUGAAGAGGGAGGCAGAGGAGGCCCUCGGGGGCAAAUUUCACCUCGAGGCGGUGCCAUCAGAAGCCAUCAGGAAGAGCGUGGCCUCUUGGGAGAAGAUGGUGAUGGGCUUAGAACGUGCUCUGGCCAAGAUGGAUGAGGCCAACUCCAGCCUCCUGGAGAAAGCCAGGCCUCUUCAGGAAGCCAUCUCAGCCCCUCAGAGCAAGCAGGAGUCAGGGGUCUUGGUAAACGGCAUGGUGGCUUCCCAGCUCCAGGAGCUGAGAAAUGGCCUGGAGCAGCAUGAGGAGGAGAGCAAUGUCUUUAGAGAUGAGGCUGAGUCUCCACUGAGGCAACCUCAAUCCCCGGAGGAGCUGGAGAAGGGCAGGAUGGAAAAGAACCAGCUCCAAGAUGGCCCCCAUGGGCAACUCAGACCUAGGCUGAGGAAUGAUUCUGUGGAAACCAAGGGCCAGGCCAGGAGGAGAAGCUCUGACCUAGAGAAAGAGGUGUCGGACCUCAGACAGAACAAUGGCAGCCUCAUGAACGAGCUGGCCCAGUUGGGCCAGGAGAGGGAGAAGCUACAGGAUGAGCUCCAGCGCCUCUGGCAGCACCAGAAGGAGGGGUCCCCCCAAGGAGAGGCGCAGGGCCUGGUGGAGGAGCUGAGGCAGAGAGUGGCCGCCUUGUCCCGGGAGCUGUCAGCCGAGAAGGAAGAGACCAAGAAGCUGAGGCUAAGGCUAGAGACCCAGAAGAGGGAGAUGGUGGUGCUGAGGGACAGCUUCCUCAAGCAGAUGAUGGGAGAGGCCAACAGCGUGGGAAGCCAGAGCCUCAGCACCUGCAUCUUGGAGGAGCUGCACUGGAAACUGGACAACCUGGUGAAGAAGCAUAACGAGGCCCUGCAGCUGGUGUCGGAGAUAGAAGAGGAGAGCCAGGUGCUUGUGGGCGACCAGGGUCCUGCCGUGCAGUGCGAGGCUAUCGACGCCUCCGCGGCGGGCGAGAAAAACCCUCAAAGCCACAGUGUCCAGGCCCUCGGUCAGGAAGCGCCCGAGACCUUGGAGAUCGUUGGCGGAGAGCUGGUGCUUGAACCCUGGCGUUGGGUGAAUGAGCUGGAGAGAGAUCUGUGGGAGCUGAAGGAGGAGCUAGAGGCAGCUCAGGCCACGCUGGGCGGUGAAAGCCACGACGUGACCAAGCUGAAGCAGAUGCUCGACCGACUGCCCGUGAAGGUGGCAGAGUUGUGCUCGGAGGAGGAGGAGACCCUGCGGAUGCACGAGAAGGCCUGGAGCUCCCUGGCGCUCCAGACUCAGGCUCUGGAAGAGGAGCUGCGAGCCCUUCAGGAGAAGCAUGAGGAGGUGAGGGGGAAGUCCGCCCAGCGGGAGGAGGCCCUGGCCGCAGAGAAGCAUAAGAACAAGGACCUGCUGGCCAAGAUGGCGGAGCAGGAGAAGGAAGCCGGAGAGCUGAGGGGGACGUCGGAGCAGCUGGAGAGACCCAUCCAGAAGCUGAACAAGAAGGUGGAGGAGCUCUCCAGGACCUGCCAGGACAAAGAAGGGAAGAUUAAAAAGCUGCUGAAGGAGACGGAGAAGCUUUCGGCAGAGAUCCUGGCCCUGCGCAGUGAGAGUGCUCGUCUCCAGCUGCAGUUAGAGGUUAAGGAAAAAAAUCACCAGGAGAUUGUUACUAUCUACAGAACCCAUCUGCUCAAUGCAGCCCAGGGCUUCAUGGAUGAAGAAGUUCACUCGAUGCUGCUCCGAAUCCUGAGGGCGAAGGAGGAGUGA
Messenger RNA from Emys orbicularis (European pond turtle), 3381 nucleotides. It is a transcript of the gene ANKRD35, whose product is annotated as ankyrin repeat domain 35. Bases 1 to 3381 code for a protein of 1126 amino acids. Gene Ontology annotation, molecular function: protein binding. The record is from RefSeq and is a predicted model, not a curated record. NCBI's taxonomy places the organism in Eukaryota, Metazoa, Chordata, Testudines, Emydidae. The transcript has 13 exons.